AUGUACUUCUCCAAGAUCGCCGUUCUCUUCGCCCUCGCCGCCACCGGCCUCUCUGCCCCUGUCGACGCGGUCGAUAAGCGUCAGGCCAAGAUCCUGACCGUCCAGGACUAUUCUCAAUUCCAGGUCUCUGACGGCACUGGCGGCAAGGCUCUUGCUGAGGUUGCUCAGAAGUUCCCCGUCGACCAGAUCAAGGCCAAUCUCGCGGGAGUGAGCAAAGACGACCUGGCCAUCCUUCAGGCCGCCCGCGUCGCCGCCGAAAGCGCCGAGACGGACGCUGGAGGCUUCAACGACGCCAUCGCCAAGGCUUCGGGAGCCGACGCCGACGCCCUCAAGGUUGGCAAGAUCAAGAACAAGGUCCUCAAGCUCCAGCUCGAGGUUCUGGGUCUUCAGGUCCAGCAGGCUCAGGGCGCCUCCAACCAGGCCAAGAUUGACGCCGAGCAGAAGAAGCUGGACAACAACAUCAAGCUCGACACGGCCGCCGCCGGCAAGGCGAGCAAGAGUGUCACCAUCAAUGCCACCUCCCAGCCCAAGGGCGGCAAGAUCUAA
Colletotrichum spaethianum is the source of this 546-nucleotide messenger RNA. RefSeq lists its product as uncharacterized. The transcript is spliced from 2 exons. The coding region runs from base 1 to 546 and encodes 181 amino acids. NCBI's taxonomy places the organism in Eukaryota, Fungi, Ascomycota, Sordariomycetes, Glomerellales, Glomerellaceae. The record is from RefSeq and is a predicted model, not a curated record.